GACGGACGGCGAGUGUCGUGGUCGACGUCGACGCCGUGCCUUGUCACGGGCCGCACGCAUUAAUCGGAGGCGCGCGCGCGAGAGCAGCGUGUGUCAUGCGGUUAGUGCUUCUGACGACGCGGGUGGACUCCUCUCCGGCUACGUUCGGCGCGCGUCUCGGCACGUACAACGGGGCCCCGAUUUAAUGGGCGGGGCCGCGAACGUGGGGCCACGGAGCGACCUCGGUGUCGAUGUUCGAAGUGGUGAGCUGCCGUGCCGACGUGCUGUUGCCGCGGCCAUCGCCGUGAACAGUUGCCUUUACCUCGACGAGAGUAACGUUGUAUAUACGCCGCUGCGUUGUUAAAUGGCGCGACUCGACGAGCGUCAGCAUCUCAACGCCUACGACUUAUGACAUCGCUCUGACAGGAGAGACAGAGAGAGAUCGAGAGAGAAAGAGAAAGAAAAAGUACACUCUUUACACUCGCCGCUCCAAAGGUUCCUCUCGGUGCACGUCAAUCGAUCAGUUCAGCGAGUGAUCUUAUGAGACGCGCAUCCAGAGACUGCGCGAUCACGGAAUUAACUGUCUCCAAGUGUUGAGAACAACGACGACGUCUACGAGGAAGAGGAAGAGUACCGUUGAAUGAGAGACCGAAGAGGAUAGAGAAAAAAAAAGAGAGAAAGAGAAAGACACAUACAUAACGAACAGAAGGAAAAACGAACGGAAGUAUGAACGGCCCCGGGAGUCAUCAGCAUCGUGGCUUGGGCAUGCAGAGUCGUUAUAGAGCUGUGGUGUCCAAUGGCGCCUCGUCGGGUCCGCACGUGCGCGCCCCAUCGCUGCCAUCCCACCCUCGUAACGGCGGAUGGCAUCCCCAGCAUCAGCAGCCACCUCCGCCGCCACAGCAACAGCAGCAGCAGCAUCAAUACGCUGCUGGCAGCAAGGAAUACCCGUAUCGGCAAUGCCCGCCACGAUAUCACAAUGGAGAUUGCCCCGGGGUUGGCACGUCCUCCGGGCCGGCUGGCAAGGAAGUUUCCUAUCACGGGAACGUGGGUGGAACCAGCGUGGGAUAUAAGCCGCCUCCGCAGCACAGUCCGCAGACGAGGGGCCCGCCGUCGCACUUCCCCCAGGAAUCGGUAGGCCCGCCGGCCAAUUCUCCACCGUUGCACAUCAAUAUCUGUGGACAGGAGAACGCGAUGCGCGGCCCUUUAUUGAACAUGAGUCCCGGUCUUGGAGCCAGCGGGGUGGACAUGGAGUACCGUAGAAACUCUCAAGCCACAAACCAGCUAAGCCCCGUGCAGAUCCAACCGUCACCGCCAUAUUACAGACAGCCUAGUCAGGAUGAUGGUAGAAAGAGCGAGUCACCAUCGAGGAAACGUCGUCGAAUAUCUCGCAACGGCGCUGUGUCUGGGAUAGAGGUCCGAGAAACGACACCCCCGGCUCCAACGCCGCCCCUGCACACAACCCCACCGCCUUGGGAAUUUGGGGGCGCGCCCCAACGGCGCUCCCCGCGCAAUCACAUGUCCACCCGUGGCAGUCCGACGGUUAGGAACCGUUAUCAGCGAUAUACGGACUCGUUCGGGCUCCCCUAUCCGUUCCUACCGAGUCACAAUCCUCACCAGAGUCUCCAUAAUUCCCACCACGGCCUUCACAAUUCGCAUCACAACAUCCACAGCUCCCAUCCACACAGUCUGCACAAUUCGCAUCACAAUCUCCACAAUGCACAUCAGGCGCAUCCCCAUCCAACAGCCGGCGGCACAGGACACCAUCCUGCUCAAGGUGCGAACGCGCCCGUGGUCGUCGAUGUAGGUCAAGUCGGCGUGUCCGGCCUGCCGGUUGCCGUUAGCGGGGAGCCUCUGGCGUGGCAUCCGCAAGCGCCGAGCUACAGGAUUCCGUGUCAACUUCAUAGUCUCUACACGCCUCACGGAACACACCCGUUCGGACACUCGUGCCAGGUGACGCAUCAUCAUAAUCACUAUUCCGCCACUCAUCCAACGCAUCCGGGUCAUGGCCUUGUCGGUUCCUUAGUUGGUGCCGCUUCCAGAGGAUACCCAACACCGACUGGUGGCCCUGUAGCAGCACUGCAUCACACACAUCCGCCUCCACCACCCGUCCAUACUACCGAUUAUACCGCGCAUCAUCAAUUAUCUCAGCAGAGAGAAGUCGAGCUCGAAUUGAUAGAGUCUCAUCAUCAUCACAGAGUGGGCGCUGCGGCUGGAGCGCCGCUACCGUUACCACACUCGUAUUCUCCACCGGCCCUUACGCAGGUAACAACACCGCCGCCCAUAUUCCUGUCCGAAACGCGAAACAGUCAAUUGGAGAUGAUGCAGAACAGAACUCGUCGAGUAACGUCCAACGUUUUGCGACGACCGAGAUUUAGCAGAUGGAGGGGUACAACUCCGUUACCACCCAUGACGUAUCCGGGAUAUCUACUACAUUUUCUAGCGAUGUUCAGCAAUCCACCGCUGUCUCCGUACAAUCAGGCCGAAUUAUCGUCGCCUGAUUCUGUGACGGAAAAUUAUGAGGCGUUGCUAUCUUUAGCCGAGAGAUUGGGUGAGGCUAAGCCGCGCGGUCUAACUCGCGCGGAGGUCGAACAAUUGCCGUCUUAUAAAUUCAACGCGGAGACACAUCAGGGCGACCAGACCAAUUGCGUCGUUUGCAUGUGCGAUUUCGAGGCUCUCCAAUCGCUACGUGUUCUACCGUGUUCUCACGAAUUUCAUUCCAAGUGCAUUGACAAAUGGCUUAAGUCUAAUCGAACAUGUCCGAUAUGUCGCGGUGACGCCGGAGAAUAUUUCGGAAAUAGCAGUAGCAGUAGUGACUGACGCCAAGCUGACGAUGUACACUAGCGCGAAGCGUCCCAGCCAUCGAGGACACUAUCAUUACCACACAUUAUGGAAAUCCCAGUUGUUUCGUUGCUGCUAUUUCAUGCGAAUCUCUGCCGUUAAAAAAAAGCAUUUCUGUUGCUCUCUUAGGGUGAGAGACGAAUCACCGAUACAAAAUGUUCACAUGAUUCAUUGAUGAUGAAACACUUUUCAACAUCCGUUGAGAAUGACGAUUCUGAAACAGACUGAAUCACAAGUGAGAAUUGUUUCGGUGUACAUACAUACGGUCUCGUUGAAUGUCGAGCGCAGAUAUAUCAAGAUUGAGGAACAGUAGCGUUUUUCCUGCUUUGGAAAAAAUAUAGCGAAACGCAAUAAAAGCAAUUUAGCAAAACAAUGAAAUAGUCAAGAGACGUUAGGGAUUCAACGUUUCGUUAAGUUACGGCGCGCAUUUCCUAUCAAAAAGAAAGAAAAUCACAAGUCGAAGAUAUUGCUUUGUUUUUGUUCAUAACGCUUUAAUUAAUAUUUUAACGCUCAUUAAUUAUUCGUAUUGUGCUAUUCUGCAUUAUCGGAUUUAUGUACAUAAAAAUAACUGUAUACGCAGAUAUCGCAACUUUCCAUUAACGUUCCAUUUUUUAUAGUUUAUCUUUCAGUCUAAUGAUUGUAUAUACAUAUGAAUAUAUAAAAAUUUGCAUAAAUACCCUUAUACAUAUAUGUGUGCGCGUACAAAGCAAGCGGUAGUUUUGUUUGGACUUAACCAAAUGUAGACACGAAUUCUUUUGCAAUAAAAAAAAAGUGUUUAUUGUCAGAGAGAUAAGGGAAAAAAAAUUGUAACUUCCUACUGUUAUAUAAGCUCUUGUGUAUUUGUAGUAGACCAGCUAAUUAUUUUAUUAUAUUAUAGAAAUGUAUAUGUAUAAGUAAAUUAAAAAUUACUUGGCACCUUAAGUGCAGUAGGUAGAAAUUGUUGGAUUAUUGCACUGGGAUGCCACAUAACUAUUUUAUAAAAUAUCUAUAGGUUCGUGUUUAAUUCGACAUUUGUUUUUCUCUCUUGCGGCAAUUAAUUAUCUUUUCUAAGUAUGCUCUAAAACACAUGGAACGUCAUUUUGUUUUGUCCAAUUUAUAAAAUCCAAUUUAAGCGAUUUAAAUAUAUAUUCGUGAAUUUUGAUGAAAAUUCGAACGUUUAAAUACGCGUGAAUUUCGAUGAAAAAUUGUUUUAUAUUCGCGAGAGAGACUCGGCACGUAUAAUAACCAAGUGCACACAAAAAAAGAUAAUGAAACAAAAAAAAAGAGAACCUAAGAAUAUCGCUUCUGUUUCCUGCGUAUCUACCUCUGAUAGAAGAAACAAGACGAUUCAUAUUUUUUUAUAUACACACAUCUCAUAAACAAUAAACAUACCUAUGAUAAGUAAAGACAAGAGUGACCGGCUAAAAAAACGAGAUUCAAACGUUUUGAAACAUUCGAUAAGGAAACAUUAAUGAUUAAAAUCACUGAAAAAAUAACAGAUGCUCGCUGAAUUAAAAAUGCUAUGCGGAUAUAUGUAAACUUGAUCGAAUGUAUAGUCGAAAAAUUCCUUACGCUAAAUCUUUCUAGUUAAGAUUAAACAUAAAUAAGUUUCGCGGAACUUUUUGUAGAAGCGGUUACAAUAUAGAUCGAAUUUUGCCACGAACAAGUUGUGUGCUUUUAGUUAAUUAUAUAACGCUUCCUUGUUUAUACAUAUACUUUUACGCCAAUGUGAGAAAAUUGAGAAGAUUUGUUUAUAUUCUUGUUAUUUUUAAGAUGUUUUGUGUAUACUGUUAGGUAGAGAGCGAAUGUUAUUGGCAAGAUAUGAAUUGUUGAAAGCAGUUUUUUAUGUUUCAAAAUUAAUAAAAUUACGGGGUAUGUAAUCUAA
This is a messenger RNA of Cataglyphis hispanica, 4681 nucleotides long. It is a transcript of the gene mura, whose product is annotated as E3 ubiquitin-protein ligase RNF38. The record is from RefSeq and is a predicted model, not a curated record. The transcript is spliced from 10 exons. Bases 706 to 2796 code for a protein of 696 amino acids. Lineage: Eukaryota; Metazoa; Arthropoda; Insecta; Hymenoptera; Formicidae.